This is a messenger RNA of Penaeus vannamei (Pacific white shrimp), 1187 nucleotides long. Its product is annotated as univin. The record is from RefSeq and is a predicted model, not a curated record. Lineage: Eukaryota; Metazoa; Arthropoda; Malacostraca; Decapoda; Penaeidae. Gene Ontology annotation, cellular component: extracellular region. Gene Ontology annotation, molecular function: cytokine activity; growth factor activity.
GAUCUAUGCAGUGCGGACGCGUUAUCCCAGAUUCACAAAACAAUGACAAAGAGAUUUUCACUUCAUACAUGAAUGAGAAACACCAGAAGCAUUGAGAUUUUUAAAUCAUAUAACACGUCCUUUUCUCUCUCUGCCCAGAUCAUUGCCGAGGGUGAAGACGCCGUGUUUGACGUCACAGCUGAGGCCCAAGCGUGGAGUAACGGGAGCGGCCCUCGCGUCGCGGUCACAGUCCGGCCUCUCGCUGACGUCGCCAACGCUUUUGCCGGCACCGAGCACCUCCGGGAGGACGCUGGCUGCAGCGGCAUGAAGUGGGAGGCUUCCCUCAUGGUCGCCUGGGACGACACCUCGGCUUGCUCCUCCCGAGGGGAGCUCUCCUACCCGCCACAGGGCCUCCAGAAGGACGAGGAAGUGGAGGAGGAGGAGGAAGAAGACGUGGAAGACGAACUGUACGAGGAUUACUUCAACGAGGAGGCUUCCGGGAGCCGCGUGCGGAGGGGUGCUCACGGCGCCAACAAGAAGGGCCGCGGGAAGAAGGCCUGUAAGCUGCGCUCCAUGUACGUCAACUUCAGGGAAAUCGGAUGGAACUCCUGGAUCAUCGCUCCCACGGGCUACGAGGCGGGCUCCUGCAACGGCCGCUGCACCUUCCCCCUCCAGUCCCACAACACGGCCACCAACCACGCCGUCGUGGCCGCCCUCCGUCGGGAGCUCCAGGGCAGAGGUCGCGGCCCCAGCUGCGUCCCCACCCAGCUCGAGGCCAUCUCCCUGCUGUACUACGACGAGGCGAACAACGUGGUCCUCAAGCAGUACCCCGACAUGGUUGCCAAGAGCUGCGGGUGUCGCUAAGGGGCGGCGGGAGGCCUUGGGCGCCGGCAUCAUCGUCAUCGCGUUUAUCUCCAUCGUCGUUAUUCCACUUAUCAUCAGCGUUAUUCCAGUUAUAGCCAUUAUCACCGUAUUCCAUUCAUCGCCGUUAUCAUUAUUUCUCAUUCCCUUCAUUCAUUUCGUCACGUUUUAUCUCCGAGCUUAAAACUUAAUCAUCUUCCUGUUCUUCCAUCUGUCACUUUCUCUCUAUUCAUUUGUAUUUAUCCAUCUUUUUCUUCCCUGUUCUCUUUUCGAAACGAUUCAUUUUCUCUCCAUUGUGCUCAUCCACUUAAUAAUCCUUGUUAUUAUCCUUUCGAAUAUAUUGUAUA